ACCAGUGAGGAAGGAUCACUUCUGGAGAUCUCCUCCUCUGGAGUUUCAUAGCAAGCCUAGGAUAUGGAGAUGCAGCCUUCAGCAGCUCCACACUGACAUGCCAUCUCAGUGCAUCAUAUGUGCUCACUGUACUUCAGAGGGCCUCAUCAGAACAGCAACCCAUCGUGGUUUCAAAUGGGAUUCAGGGUAACCAGUUAAAUAUUUUAAAGAGAUCAAAGUGUUCCUCCACCAGGAAAGCAAGCAUGCAGUUUUUCUAAUUUAAAUAACUGAUUUGUUUUGGACUACAGUCAGUCUGUUUCCAAGGAAAUUCAAGCUGGGUGACUUUUGUUAAUGGAGACAAUUUACUGAAGGUGAAAGUGUUAUUAAGAUCUUGCAAUAAUAAUAUUAAAAAAGUAAAUUAGAGUUCAAAAUAAUAAGAUGCCUAAUGUAGCUUGACCCAGAUCUAGAGGAGCAAAUGGAAGCUCUGUUAUUUUUGAAUUGUUUUUCAAAACGGCAGAGAAGCAGCCCAUUAACUCUAGAAAAUAAAAUGCUGCGUGUUCAACAUUAUCAAACACUGAAAAAGAAUGUCAGUAAAUUUCAGGGUAAUACACAUGGUUGAUGAAACUAUUGGAUGCUAAAGGGAAAAAAAAUCCAGCAUCAGUGCUGGUAACAUCAGAGAUUGGUGCACAUCAGAUUUUAUUUGUUUUUUUCCUCUUGCCUUCUCAUCCAGAUAUCAGCAGCUAAGGGACACUUUUCAUUGCUAGAGUAAACUGUUCUUAAAUGAAGUCACAUUAAGUUAGUUUUUUUCUUCACUUUUUUAAUAACUUUAAUCAUAGCUGUAAUUUUUGUACUUUAUUGUGCACUCUUGGUGCUUAUUAUUGUUCACCUGUAGACAUUUAAGGUAAAACUCUGUACUUCUGGGGGCUGCUUUCACUUACAUUAAGCACUGAAGCAUUCAGCUGCUUUACCAAUAUCUCACCAGCUGGUAAACAACUCAAACAAAUGCUCUAGCAGUCUUGAUCCAAACUGGUACUGAACGACUCUGUUUGCCUUUGCAUGUGUGAAAGGCACAGAGAAGCCUAGAAAGACAGAAUUUGUAACAACGUCACAGCCAUGCAGAAUGUAAAGCCUUGUUUCAACACAUGGUCUGCAAAGAAAAAACCCUAAUCUCCACAGAAGAUUCAGCAAUGCCUCCUUUAAGAUGAAGUUACUGCUGUGAUCCCCCACUUGCUACUGGGAUGCUCCUGCUGGAUGUGAGAGGACGCUUUGCUUUCAUAAUGCUAUUUAACAGUAUAAAUAACAGAGGGUGCUGCAGGGUAGUUCUGGUGAGGACAGCAGGAUCCUUGAAAAUUGCUAUGAGACAUCUACUUGUAUCCUCUAAUCAUCAGACUGAAGGAUAAUUGAGCAGGAAGGAGGGAAAAGUUGUUCUUCAGCUGCUCAGGUAAAAGAAGCCUCGAAGGGGUGAUGCCAUUCUUGAGGGCUGCAAUUCCUGGGUUUGUUUGGAUUUAUGCAAGCAAAUUUGACAGAGGAUUUUAAUACAAGAAGAUGAAGACUGUAUUUUAUAUAUGUUUGCUUCUGGUUGGGCUUCAUGCUUUUGCUUAUGGUCAGCAUACAGCCAGCCACCACAAUGGACGUGAUCCAAACGAACCUAACUAUCAUAUGCAUCACAGUGCUGAAGCAGCUGCUUGCCUCAAGCUAGUGCCAAACAAUGCUGACUUUGCAUUUAAACUUCUAAAUGAAGUUGCACUGGAAGAGCCUAAUAAGAACAUUUUCUUCUCUCCUGUAAGCAUCUCCACUGCCUUUGCAAUGCUGGCCCUGGGGGCUAGGUCAAUCACCAAGAUUCAGAUCCUGGAAGGACUUGCCUUUAACCUUACAGAAAUUCAGGAGAAAGAGAUACAUGAAGGCUUCCACAAUCUCAUGCACAUGCUGAGCCAUCCUGAGAGUGGGGUACAGCUCAACAUGGGAAAUGCAAUCUUUCUAAAAGAGAAGCUGAAACCACUAGAAAAGUUUUUAGAUGAUGCCAAACCUUUGUAUCAACUAGAGGUUUUAGCUACUGACUUCAACAAUCCCACAGAGGCUGAGAAGGAGAUCAAUGAUUAUGUAGAGAAUAAAACACAAGGGAAGAUUACUAAUUUGGUUAAGGAAAUUGAUCCUCAGACUGUAAUGCUCCUGGCUAGCUUUGUUUUCUUUAGAGGCAACUGGGAAAAGCCUUUUAAACCAGAGAAUACUCAAGAGAGGAAGUUCUUUGUGGAUGCUGAAACUACUGUGAAAGUUCCUAUGAUGUAUCAAGUUGGCACAUUUGACUUGUAUUUUGAUGAGGACCCGCCUUGCACCGUGGUACGUCUUCAUUACAAUGGAAGUGCUACUGCAUUUCUAGUUCUGCCAGCAAAAGGGAAAAUGAAGCAGUUAGAGCAAACUCUGGACAAGGAAAGAGUCAAGAAAUGGUCAGACCAUCUAUUCAAGAGCAAAAUACAGCUCUACUUCCCCAAAUUUUCUAUCUCUGGGAGCUAUGAAAUAACAAACAUACUUAGCAAGAUGGGAAUUGUGGACGUGUUCACCAACCAGGCAGAUCUCUCCGGCAUCACUGGUGUCCCAGAGCUGAAGGUUUCUAAAGUUGUCCAUAAGGCUGCUCUGGAUGUUGAUGAGAGAGGAACUGAGGCAGCAGCAACAAUUGCUCCUAAAAUAAUGGCCCUCACUCGUGCUCCAGUCAUUGAAUUCAACCGUCCCUUCCUGAUGCUGAUUUUUGACAGAGACACAAACAGUACUCUCUUCAUAGGAAAAAUAGCUAACCCAACUACCACUAACAGAAGUGAGAUAUGAACUCUAAUUAUUGUUACUAAUUAAAGAAGAUGUGAAACUGCAUGAUGCUUAUUUCUAUUUGCACCAGUGUAGCAUACAGCUCUUUUCCAGGAGGAGUUUUUAUUCCAGGUCAUUACCAAAAAUUCUAGGUACUGAUUGUGACACUUUCUUAGGAGGAAGUGUGAAAAAAUGUUUUAAAUUCUUCUACCAAAGAAUGACUGUUUAUUUGACUGAGAAACAAGGGAAGACCUGUUAAGAUUCAACAGUAUUCAGAGAUAAAUGUUUGUAUAACAAUGGAAGACUUCUGCUUAGCAAUUCAUUGUCAGUCAGAAUAUCAGAUUAAAUGAUUAACACUUCUGCAAACAAAGCCUAAGCAGUUGUAAUUUACCAUAAAUACAUAAGCAAGUAAAUAAGAAAUGAGAAAAGCUGAAUCAACAAAGUAGGGUCAUGGGAGACUGAAGCUUCCAUUAACACCAGAGUACAUGAGGAGUUAUUUUCCAGCAGGCACAGAGAAGUCUCUUCUCCAUAAAUCAUUCAUCACUUUGCGUUAAUCUAGCAGCAAAUAUUUCUGGAAAACCUUCCUUCAGCUCAAAACAGAGCUUUUCUUCAGCCCGAGGACUUCCAAACAAGUAUUGUCUAUUUGACAGACUUAGCACACAUUAGUAGUUGGCUCUUCACACAUGCAUCCAUCAGUGGUCAGGAGGAUGUAGCUAGAUGAGCAGGUGAGGUAUUUGGACAACAAUUACCCAAGCAUAUUGUCAGAUGAGAUUUGUAGAAAACGCCUAAUUAGGGUCUAGCAGAGUGCCAUCCUUCCAUAGCUACCAAGGUAGAUAUGUAGGUAUCACCCUGUGAGCAGAUCUCCAGACUCAUGGAGUGCUGACACCAACUAUGAGAGUUAGAACAGCCUGAGGGCAGAAUGAUAACCUCUUUCAACAGACUUGCUUUGAAAGUGGGUACAAGAACACAGCUAACUCUUAACUACAACUGCAGUUUCGGAAGUAAGUGAAAUGGUAUCACAGCAUCAGAAAACACUGUAGGAGCAGCCAAAUGGCUUGGGAUGCAAGAAGCUUCAGCCAUAUGUUGAACAGUCUCUGAAAUUACAGCAAGGGUGAUUUUCAGCCUGACACACAUAAGGAAGACCAAAGUACUGUCUCUCCUUUACUGCCAAAAGAAAAUUUCCCUUUCUGUUCUGUGUUUCUAAUAAAAAUUCUCCAGUUGACUGUCA
Centrocercus urophasianus (Greater sage-grouse) is the source of this 4003-nucleotide messenger RNA. RefSeq names its product alpha-1-antitrypsin-like. The record is from RefSeq and is a predicted model, not a curated record. Gene Ontology annotation, molecular function: serine-type endopeptidase inhibitor activity. Bases 1525 to 2799 code for a protein of 424 amino acids. The transcript has 10 exons. NCBI's taxonomy places the organism in Eukaryota, Metazoa, Chordata, Aves, Galliformes, Phasianidae. Gene Ontology annotation, biological process: negative regulation of endopeptidase activity.